AUGGCUAUAAAAGACUUGCAAAAACAGAUGGGACAGUUGACUACAGAUAUGAAUCAACUAAAAGCACAGACUUCGACAAAGUUGUCAUCACAAACUUUUGUGAAUCUAAUAGAGAAUGUUAAUGCAAUGCUUUUGAGGAGUGGUAAGCAAACAGAAGAGCCAAAGAAACAAGAAAAGGUUAGUCACGACUUGGAAAAGGAUGUAGAGGUGGAAACCGUUCCAAAGGAAAAUCCAACCUCAACCGGCCAACCUAAGGACACGAUUCCUAAUUUUACCACACCUCCUUUUCCUAGUCGUUUUGUGAAGUCUAAGAAGCAAGUUCAAGAUGAGGAGAUUCUAGAUAUUUUGCGCAAGCUACAAAUCAAUAUCCCAUUUAUUGAAGCCAUCAGAUUGGUACCCAGGUAUGCCAAGGUUUUGAGGGAUUUGUGUACAAAGAAUGAGAGGUUGAUUCCUAAUGAAAUCACUCAGGUGGGCGAAAGUGCUUCUGCUAUGUUACUUAAGAAGAUGCCUGCAAAGUGCAAAGAUCUUGGGGGUUUCACCGUGCCAAUUACUAUUGGUACCAAGAGGUUUGAGCGUGCUUUACUUGAUUUGGGAGCUUCCGUAAGCGUUAUGUCAAUCGAUGUUUAUGAUUCUUUGAACCUGGGGCCUUUAAAAGAGACAGGGAUUGUCAUUCAACUAGAUAAUAAGUCUAACAUAUAUCCUAAGGGACUCAUGGAAAACGUUUUGGUGCAAGUGAAUGAACUGAUCUUUCUGGUUGAUUUCUUUGUAGUGGAUAUGCAUAAUGGAGAUAAUUGUUCGUCUACUUCAUUACUUCUUGGUAGACCAUUUAUGAAAACUGGAAAGACGAAGAUUGAUGUCGAUAGUGGGACACUUACUAUGGAGUUUGAUAAAGAAAUUAUACACUUUAAUAUUUUUGAAGCAAUGCAGUAUCCGAGUGAUGUCCACUCUGUCUUCUCUAUUGAUGUUGUUGAUUCGUUAGAUCAUAAGGUGUUUGAUGAUCGUGGGAGUAAGCUAGACUCCCAUAAUUUACCACUUUUGGACAUGGACUUGGAUGCUGAAUUUUUGGAAAAUUGUGGUGCUUUUGCGCCACAACAGAAAUUCCAAUUUGAUACUUCUACUUGUAUGCCUUUGCCCAUUAUUGAUGAAAUUGUUUUAUAUUUUGUUGUGCAGGCACUCAAAUUAGAACCUAAGCCUCCUUACCACUUUACGUAUCCUUACUUGGGUGACGGGGAAAAGCACAAGGAAUUAUGGGAGGUUCAAAGCGAUAAGGUGAAUGUAGACUCCCUUGAGUUUCACGAUUUGCUCCCUCUGGAGGAGUAG
Molecule: messenger RNA, 1320 nt
Organism: Papaver somniferum (opium poppy)
Lineage: Eukaryota; Viridiplantae; Streptophyta; Magnoliopsida; Ranunculales; Papaveraceae
Exons: 1
Coding region: 1-1320 (439 amino acids)
Source: RefSeq, a predicted model, not a curated record